Dipodomys ordii (Ord's kangaroo rat) is the source of this 1544-nucleotide messenger RNA. It is a transcript of the gene Rnd1, whose product is annotated as Rho family GTPase 1. NCBI's taxonomy places the organism in Eukaryota, Metazoa, Chordata, Mammalia, Rodentia, Heteromyidae. Gene Ontology annotation, molecular function: GTPase activity; GTP binding. The record is from RefSeq and is a predicted model, not a curated record. Bases 84 to 782 code for a protein of 232 amino acids. The transcript has 5 exons. Gene Ontology annotation, biological process: small GTPase-mediated signal transduction.
UGAGUUCCAUCCCUUGCUGAAGUACACCUGUCGCCACCCCUUAUUCUCUGAAUCGGAGCCCGAGCCCUGUGGAGGCUGCAAUCAUGAAGGAGAGACGGGCGCCCCAGCCAGUAGUGGUCAGAUGUAAGCUCGUGCUGGUGGGCGAUGUGCAGUGCGGGAAGACAGCGAUGUUACAGGUGCUAGCGAAGGACUGCUAUCCCGAGACCUAUGUGCCCACGGUGUUCGAGAAUUACACAGCCUGUUUGGAGACUGAGGAACAGAGAGUGGAGCUUAGUCUCUGGGACACCUCAGGGUCUCCCUACUAUGACAAUGUCCGUCCACUCUGCUAUAGCGACUCAGAUGCAGUGUUACUAUGCUUUGACAUCAGCCGUCCAGAGACAGUGGACAGUGCACUUAAGAAGUGGAGGACAGAAAUCCUGGAUUAUUGCCCCAGCACCCGAGUUUUGCUAAUUGGCUGCAAGACAGACCUGAGAACAGACCUGAGCACCCUGAUGGAGCUGUCACACCAAAAGCAGGCACCCAUUUCCUAUGAGCAGGGCUGUGCAAUAGCCAAGCAGCUGGGUGCAGAAAUCUACCUGGAAGGCUCAGCUUUCACCUCGGAGAAGAGCAUCCAUAGCAUCUUUCGGAUGGCAUCCAUGGUGUGUCUGAACAAACCCAGCCCUGUGCCCCCGAAGAGCCCCGUCCGAAGCCUCUCCAAGCGACUCCUCCACCUCCCCAGCCGCUCCGAACUCAUCUCUUCCACCUUCAAGAAGGAAAAGGCCAAAAGCUGUUCCAUUAUGUGAAGUGGGAGUUGGAGCAGGGAGACCACACCUCCCCACUUCCUCCCUUGGGAUGCAGAGGCUCGGGGGAGGGGGAGGAUGUAACAAUUUAGGACACUGGAUAUGAGCUUUGCGGAUGGUCACCGUGAGGGGUUGGAAGGAGACAGGCAAGGGACAUGAAGGUACCAGGUCUGACACUGAGGACUGAACUAGAACCAUCACACCCCAAGCUGGGCACUAGGUUGUGGAGAGGGCAGCCACUCCAGAGGAAAGAAAAGUGUGGGUCAUGGUGUAUGUGAGUGUGUGGGGGGAGGGGGAAUGCUGGCCUCACAGGCUUGGGGGUGUACAGGAGCCUUCACCUCAGCAUCAUGCCUCUUCACACAGUGUUUCCCAAGCAGGCCCCGGGAUGGGAGGGGUCCCAGAGCCCUUCCCCUCCCCUCUAAGGAGUGGCAGAGGAACGGAGAGUGGGGGAAGCCCAGAGGCAGCUCCCUUGGGAGCUUUGCCCAGGUGCUGUAUCACAAAAUCAGGAGUGCAGGGGCUGGUCAGAGCCAGUGGAGGGAAGCUUCAUCUUUGCAUAGUCCAUGAAUCAUGGAGUGGUGUCAUCAUACAUUCACAUGCUUCUCACCUAAGUCCCCAGGGCUCAAGGGAGAAGCUCCAGACCCCCUUCUCUUGUGGAGUGUGGGGGGGUGGUGAUGGUGCUGCAGGGGCAGGGCUGGGGGAAGGUCACCAGACUUUUCCUGCCCACAGGGCAGCACAGCUGGCAUUUGUUUUAUAGACUUGUCUUUG